AUGGCAAAUUCUAAAUCAGAGAAGCACCUGACGACAACUUGGGGUGCUCAGCUGUCAGAUCUCCCAGAUCCACCGUGGUCCGAGUAUCCCCGGCCCCAGCUCCGCAGAAACUCCUGGAAGACAUUGAACGGCCUGUGGCGAUGUCGGAUCGCUAAGGAGGGAACGGAUCCCAACCCAAAGGAGAUGUUGGAAGUCCAAGAGUCGGAUCAGGCGAUUCUGGUGCCGUUCUGCUUGGAAUCCAAGCUUGGGGGAGUUCAGAGAAAAUUGGAUCCGGAGGAGGAACUGUGGUAUCAUAGAAGCUUUGAGGUGGAGAAACUCGAAACUUCCAGGCUCCUGCUACACUUCGAAGCUGUGGAUCACAGCGCAAGGGUCUGGGUGAAUGGCACAUUCGUUGGAUCGCAUCAGGGUGGAUUCACCCCCUUCGAGUUUGACAUCACCGAGGCUGUUACGGAGGAUCUGAACCAUUUGGUGGUGCGUGUGAUAGAUGCUACUGGAAACUUCCAGGCGCGUGGCAAGCAGUCGAAAUCGCCCCAUGGCAUUUGGUACACCCGCGUUCCAACCACCUACAUCUCUGAUCUGAGACUCCACACAGAGCGCUUGGAACCUCCCUGUUUUCAGCUUCAGAUUUCCGUGGUGCCAGAGGCUUCAGACUUGAAACUGCGCGUGGUGCUGAUGGAGAAGGAGAACAAGGUCUUGGAGAUGGAAGCGAAUAGCAACGACGUUUUGAAAUUGGAACUGCCAGGUGCCAAGUUGUGGUCCCCGGAAAGUCCUCACCUCUACGACUUGCAGCUUCAGCUGCUUGAUGCGCGGCUCGGGGCAGUGGAUUCCGUGCAGUCCUAUGUGGGGAUACGAAGCGUGGGCAAGCAGCAGGAUGAGGAGGGGCACUGGAGGAUGACCUUGAAUGGUGAGAUAUGCUUCCACUUGGGCCCCUUGGAUCAAGGCUGGUGGCCGGAUGGGCUCUUAACGGCCCCUUCGGAUGAGGCCAUGAGAUCGGAGAUCGAGUUCUUGAAGGAAGCAGGCUUCAACAUGAUCCGAAAACAUGUGAAGCUUGAACCACGCAGGUACUACUACCACUGCGAUGUGCUUGGCAUCAUGGUGUGGCAGGACCAAGCAUCUGCGACUGAGAAGGAGGGUGAUUGUUUCAAGGUUCCACCUUGGACUCGCCUGCAGCCCGGAGGGCAAGAUGCCGCAUGGCCAGACUGGGCCAGGAAGCAGUUUCUGAUGGAGCUGAAAGAGAUGGUGGAUACCCUCCACAACAGCCCAGCUGUUGUAGUUUGGGUGCCCUUCAAUGAAGCCUGGGGGCAGCAUGACACGCUGGAAAUUGCCAAAUGGCUGCAGGCUUAUGACCCCUCAAGGCUGCUGAAUAUUGCUAGCGGCGGAAACUUUUUCGAAGUGGGCGAUAUCGUUGAUCAUCACAACUAUCCCGAAGCCACCUUUCCGAUGGACGAAAGGUUUCAGCCCUUCAUCAAGGUAGUGGGUGAGUUUGGUGGACAUGGUUUGGUACUUCCUGAGGAACACUUGUGGCAAACAUCUCGAAAGAAUUGGGGCUACGACGUUUUGAAGGACACUUCGGAACUCGAAGCCAAAUACGCCAACUCCAUCCAGAUCCUCGGUGACUGGAUGCAGCGUGGUAUUGCAGCAGGAGUCUAUACACAGACCACGGAUGUCGAAUGCGAAGUGAAUGGUUUGUUGAUUACUAUGGAAUUGGACGCCAAGUUGAUGUUGCGUCAUUUCUGGGUGAAGAUGAAGCAGAGCGAGGGUGUCAUGGGGUGUCCAUCCCUUGUGGAGUGGGAGAGACUACCCGGCAGUGGAGUUCAGUUUCAAGCAUUGCGUGUGCAUGUGCCAUUUCCAUCGUUGCCAACGGUGCCUCCGAGACCCUUAGUGGACGGUGGCAUCAGCUUACGUGCUAUGUUGGGCAUGAGUGCCAUACCAAAGGUAGAGCUUUUGGACAGCGCCAAGCCAUCGACCAGUAGUGCGCAGCCCAUUCGAGAGCCGGAUCCGCUUGUCAUGGAUAUGUUGUCGGGUCCUUGGAAUCACUGUUUGAUGCCGUAUAGGAGCUCAAUGAACAACAUGGUCCAGGAAGUGGUAGCACCACAACUGCACAAGACGCGGCAUGCCAGCGCAGCCCCAGAUUCGUGUCAGAAGGACGCCGUGGCGCAUUGUUCCACAGCCAGAUCACAGGUUCAUUGCUUGGGCCAACAUCGUGCUGACAUCUCGGAGGACUGCCGCCGCGAUCUGGGGAAGUCGGUCCCCUUCGUUUGCAGCGCUGCCAUUGAUCAGCACUGUGAUGUGCUUCACGUGGGCAUCCUGGAGUGCCUGCAGAAGUAUCAAGAGGAGUUGUCGGGUGAUUGCAAAGAUGCUUUCCUGGCCACCAGCAAGGUCAUUCAGAGCCUGAAUUCCGCAGUUCAGGCGAGUGAGUUUGCCCGAAUAGAGACGGUGCCCAGCGACGUUAAGCGAAUCCACCGCUGGUUGCGACGCCUUUGCCGUCACAGCCAGCGCAGGCACUCCUUGGCUCCAAGCCAAGUGGCGUGCUGGCUGACCGGGACUGGGAUCCGGAGAUUGACUUCGGAAACCUUGGCCGCUGAUUUGGGGAAGGAACGCAACCUGGACUCCCAGUUGGCCAAGCUGGCAGGGGUCAAGCUGAAGGAGGCGCCAUCAAUCGCCUCUGCGAUUCAGCAGGCUGAAAAGCAGGCGGAGGAUCAGUUGGUUCACGAUGCAGACAAGAUCGAGUAUCUUCUGAGCCAGAUGUCCGACAAGAUCUCCAAGUCCACACCGAUGCCGCUGCACAGCGGGCACAGUGGGCCCAGCUUCAGCGUCUGA
Messenger RNA from Cladocopium goreaui, 2820 nucleotides. NCBI's taxonomy places the organism in Eukaryota, Dinophyceae, Suessiales, Symbiodiniaceae. The record is from the annotation of a GenBank genome assembly.